Molecule: messenger RNA, 1344 nt
Organism: Linum tenue
Lineage: Eukaryota; Viridiplantae; Streptophyta; Magnoliopsida; Malpighiales; Linaceae
Source: the annotation of a GenBank genome assembly
AUGGGCGGCAAACGUGGUAGGCGGUCAUGGAAGCAUUCGUCCGACGAAGCCAUCGACGUCCCGAGUCUCUUCAUGGAAGAGCAUGAGAACAACGGUCUUGAGAUUAGGCUGUAUCAACUGGUCUUGGCGAGACUGUGGCGGCUCCGACUGCGACGGGAAAGUUUGGUGGUGCGUCGAACUAGGUUGCUGAAGGCGGCGGAGUUUACGGCAACGAGCGGCACCGGGAUGAGGAAAAAGCAACGAGCGGCCGCGGGAGAAGAUGGACCUCACCGACGGGACGGGCAAAUCGAUGGCGCCGAUUGCGGAAACGAACUCGGAGGGCGAUUGAUGACAAAGGCGGCGGACUGGAUUCAGCCUUCCGGGUUUGACUAUCGACAGGGCCAAGGAGAUUCUCCAAAAGCACACGACAAAGUCCUCUCCGACCGCCAUCUCGUCCUUGCCGGGAAAGCCCACAACCUCAACGACUUCAGCUUGACCGCGCUCCCCGUGGAUUCCAAGUGGAGGAAUCUCAGGAAAGUGUGCAAUUCAUAUAUCUUCACUACCCAGAAGAUGGAUGUGAACCAAGAGCUCCGCAAUGACAAGGUUGUGGAGCUCGUGGAAGGUGUUCGACGAAAUGCGUCUGAGAAGGCAGUGGUGGAUGUUGGGAGAGCGGCGUUCAAUGCCACGUUGAAUUCUUUGUCGGCCAAUCACAAUCGCGAGACUACCAUGGAUUCAAAUUGCAUCAAAUACUUGUUCUUGGAUCUUUUCGUAGCCGGUACGGAUACAACUUCGAGCACGAUAGAAAGGGCUAUGACAGAGUUGCUACGCAAUUCCGACAAACUUGCUAAAGUUAAGGAAUUACUUAACCAAACUAUUGGAAAAUGCAUUCAUCUUCAGGAGUCAGGCGUCCCUCGAUUACCAUAUCUACAAGCAGUAGUGAAAGAGACAUUUAGACUACACCCUGCAGUUCCCUUACUACUUCCUCGCAAGGCAGGGGUGGAUGUGGAAAUAUGUGGUUUCAUUGUGCCCAAAGGUGCAAAAAUUCUAGUAAAUGUAUGGGCUAUAGGUCGUGAUCCGAUGAUAUGGGACAAUCCGAACUCAUUCAUGCCAGAAAGAUUCUUGGGUUCAAAGGUUGAUGCUAAGGGGAACAAUUUUGAAUUGCUUCCAUUCGGUGCAGGAAGAAGAAUUUGUCCUGGAAUGCCCUUGGCAUUGAGAAUGUUGCACAUGAUGUUGGGUUACUUAGUUCAUUGGUUUGAAUGGAAGUUGCCAAACGAGGUCAUGCCAGAGAAGAUAAAUAUGGAAGAGAAGUUUGGGAUAGCCUUGCAAAAGGCCAAGCCUUUGCUUGCUGUUCCAACUCCCAUAUGA